AUGGGUUUAUUUUACUCGAAGCCAAAGCCCCAACCGGCACCUGCAAAGGCUCCCAUGAAAUACUACCGCGGCCUCUUCUUCACCCGCUCAGGUCGAAACAUCCUCGAAGAAGCCAAACCCACCAUCCCCCUCCAAUGGGUGACCGUUUUCUUCGACUGGCCUGACCGCGUCCACAACGACGCAAACCUCAUGCUUUGCGUCAUUGCCAAAAUUCGUGCUGGAAAGGGUCUCAUUGCGCCUGAGCCCAUGCAUCAUGAUCAACGAUGGUGCAUGUCGUUCCGGAUCCCGAGUCACUACAAUGCUGCGGAUACUUCUAUUGCUGCAAUUGCAGUGACCAUUGCGUUUUGGCACAGGGAUCAGAUUCUUAACCAUGGACAUUAUAUUGAUCGGAGAUAUGUGUUCCGUAUGACCAACCAUCCGAGGUGGGGUGUUUAG
This is a messenger RNA of Penicillium brevicompactum, 435 nucleotides long. RefSeq lists its product as uncharacterized. The transcript has a single exon. The record is from RefSeq and is a predicted model, not a curated record. Bases 1 to 435 code for a protein of 144 amino acids. NCBI's taxonomy places the organism in Eukaryota, Fungi, Ascomycota, Eurotiomycetes, Eurotiales, Aspergillaceae.